GGCAAUGAUAUUUUUCGAGGUCUGGAUAAAUUACUGUAACAGAAUUUUUGAAAAAAACUACUAUAUUGUCUUUGUUGAACUUGACCUGUGAUGUAAAACAAGUUAUGUUAACGAGUCAUAUAUUAACCUUGCACUGAGUAGUCAAUGUGAACUGCACAAUUCCAGUCAAGAUACAAGUCCUUAAGGUAGUGUAGGCCUGUACUCCUUGGAGGAUGGACAGUUUAACUUGUAUUAAAAUAAAUAAAAUUUAAUACUAAAAUUAUGGAAUGAAUUUAUAUAUAAACCGGUGACUAACAUAUUUCCUGAAUAUUGUGGUGAAACCUACGUAACAAAUACAAAAAUGAUGAAAAAGUGUUCAAAUAAUUAAAAAGUGCUCGUGUAUAGUGUUAGGUAUAUUUUAGCUGAAAAAAUAUUAAAACUCCAUGUAAAAAAAGUGUUUUUGACAUAAACGAUAGAACGGUUCUUUAUUUUUAUAAAAAGUUUUUCCCCGUAAAUACUGAGAUCAUCAAACUUGCAUCAGUGAAUCGAGCAGUGAACAACGUCCUGUCUUCGAUGCAGUCAAUAGCCACGAGAUCUAGUCUGAUGCGAUGGUUUUUGCAGACACUGGCUAUCUCCCAGGCUGUAAUGCCGAUUGGGUGGCCAGCAGCGCACAAGUUAAAAGAUGGGGAGAAAUUCGACUUCAUUGUGGUGGGUGCGGGGUCGUCGGGCGCCGCACUAGCGGCGCGGCUGAGCGAGGUGCCGCACUGGCAGGUGCUGCUCAUAGAGGCAGGAGGAGACCCACCGCCAGCUAGCGUGUCACCCAGCAUGUUCGCGACCCUUGCGCACACGUCCACUGACUGGGACUACAAGGCCUCGCUUGACGCAGGUGUCGGCAGCAGCCACCCUAACCGCACCAUCUACAUGACCCGCGGCAAAAUGCUUGGCGGUUCCUCUUCCAACAACUACGAGAUCUACGCCAGGGGAGUACCUGCAGAUUACGACCAGUGGGACCGAAUAGCUUCUGGUUGGAAUUGGGACACAUUACUACACUACUUCAAAAAACUUGAACGCAUGACUGAUCCCAGCGUCUUAAAAGAAAACAAUUUCCUCCAUUCCACAGAAGGACCAGUCGCAAUAUCGAGACCGGUUCAAAAUGCUUUAUUUGAAACUAUAAAUGAGAGGAUACUUGACUCUCUUGACGAAAUAGGAGUGAAAAGAGUACUCGAGAAUUAUGGAUCGGCAAUUUUUGGCGCGUCCAAACCUCAUUUUACGUUUGCCAAUGGAAGGAGAUCUAGUACUGCUGAAGCUUAUUUAGUGCCAAUUAAAGAUAGACCUAAUAUACAUAUAGCUAAGUUUUCUAGAGUCACACAAGUUCUUGUCGAUCUCUCUACGCGUCAUGCAUAUGGGAUACAAGUAAUGACAAAGUCUAAUAGAGUUUUAAACAUUUUCGCUAAUUUAGAAGUAGUUUUGUCUGCAGGUGCGAUUGACUCUCCUAAACUUCUAAUGCUGUCUGGGAUUGGACCAAAGAAAGAACUAGAUAAACUGGGUAUUGAAGUCAUUUCCGAUCUUCCCGUUGGUAUGAAUCUCCAUGACCACAUGUUGACUCCUAUUAUAUUCCAAGGGCAAAGUGGGUUUCAGACAACAGUUCAAAAUUUAGCUACAGUUACAGAGUUAGAUUCUUAUCCUACAGCUAUUCAAGUUGGGUUAUUCAAAUUGAACACGUCAUCAGCUAAUUAUAUCAUGGAAAAUAAACCUCAAUUUCAGUCAUUUAACAUUCAUAUGGGAGCUGGCCUGACCCCUAUUAUAAAUAUUGGUUGUGUAACUGUAACCAAUUACGAUCCCUCUUUCUGCGCUUCAAUCGGCAAGGCGAACUUUUUUAGUGAAAUUGACUAUACCAACUUAGUUCUCUUGCACCCAAAAUCCCGAGGACAAGUCAAGCUUCGAAGCAAAAAUCCCACCGACAGUCCUGUUAUAGAAUUAGGUUAUUAUAGGGAUAAAAAUGAUUUAGACGUCAUGGUUGAGGGGAUCAAAUAUAUGACGCGUUUGGCGAAGACGUCUUAUUUCCGAAAGGUCGGAGGUAAAGUAGCGAGGUUAAACGUGAAAGAAUGUAGGGGAUUGAAAUGGGGUUCAGACAGUUACUGGAGAUGUUACGCUAGGAAUACGGUGACUUCAUUGCUUCACCCGGUGGGUACAUGCGCUAUGGGGCCUGAUGGCGUGGUGGACGAGACCUUGAAGGUGCAUGGCAUGUCUGGAUUGAGGGUCGUGGAUGCCUCCGUUAUGCCCUCGAUUCCGAGUGGUAACACGAACAUACCUGCUAUCAUGGUUGGCGAGAGGGCGGCCGAUUUGAUUAAAGCUGAUUACCUAUCUAUGUUCACGUUUUAAGUAAAAUGAGAAAUAUAUACGUUUCGUUUGUUU
Molecule: messenger RNA, 2394 nt
Organism: Cydia pomonella (codling moth)
Lineage: Eukaryota; Metazoa; Arthropoda; Insecta; Lepidoptera; Tortricidae
Product: ecdysone oxidase-like
Exons: 4
Coding region: 553-2361 (602 amino acids)
Molecular function (GO): flavin adenine dinucleotide binding; ecdysone oxidase activity
Source: RefSeq, a predicted model, not a curated record